CCUCCUCCUCCUCUGGCUUCAGCUUCCACCUCCAACAUGCCUGACAGGGAGGUGGGUGGAGGUGAAGGUGGAGGUGGAGGGAGGGUUGUGAGGGAGCGCAGGAGAAAUUUGGCAAGUGCCCUUGAAAAGAAAGAGCAGGAGAAGAGAUGGUUCAGUUCUGAGGACGCAGCAGAGGAGCUGAAGACGGAUCAUCAUGAGGAUGGAGUUUUUUUCCAGGAUGAAGGCUGCUGGGGUCAUUACGCUGACGAUGAUGAUGAUCAGCCUUCAUCAGAUUUAUUCUUCUUCUGCUCAGGAGUGUCCAUCCACUCACGAUCUGCUGAACUCGCUGCGGCAGGUGGAGAAGAUGCUGGCGGUCCAUGAGACGUCCUACCAGCAGAGCCUGCGCUCCCUAAAGAAGAAGAUUAGCACCCUGCACAACAGCACCAUGGCCGUCUUUAAAAUAGCAUCCUGCCCCAAACCGGAUCCCCCCGCUCACGGCCGCAGACUGGGCAGGGUGUUUGGCAUCGGACACGAGGUCCACUUCCUGUGCAAGUCCGGCUAUGAGCUGAUUGGUCCUCGGACCCGAGUGUGUCUGGAGUCUCUGAAGUGGAGCGGUCAGCAGCCCAUGUGCAGACACCUCAACAGCACCGCCAACUCCCUCCCCUCCUUCUCUCCCGCUUCUCCCUCCUCCUCCGCCUCCUCUUCGUCAUCAUUUCCUGCUUCUGCUGCUCUGUCAGCAUCCUCUUCAGCAACUUCACUUUCUCACCAGUCACCCACGUCAUCCUCUCCCUCCUCUUCAGUACGACCCUCUCACUGCACACACUUCCUGGGCUCCACCCGCUGCACCUGUGACGUGGGCUUCACCAUAUCAGGCCGUGACAACAACAUCUGCACAGAUAUCGACGAGUGCCAUCUGUUUCCCCUCGGUCAGCCUGGCCUGCUCUGCGUCCAUCAGUGCGUGAACACACCCGGCAGCUUCCACUGCAUCUGUCCGUCCGGGUACGACCUGACCAGAGACGGCCGCAGCUGCACAGACAUUGACGAGUGUGAAAACCGGAUGCACAACUGCACAGCAGACCAGCUGUGUGUGAACACCUACGGAGGUUUCCAGUGCGUGACGGUGGAGUGUCCUCGCUUGAAAAACGCCACGUACAUCAAAACAUCGUCCAUGCGGUGUGAGAGGAACCCGUGCAUGCUGGGAGACAAGCCAUGCACUCAGGCACCAAACUCCAUCUCCUUCCACUUCCUCUCUGUAGUGUCCAACAUGUCCGCCCCGCGCAUCCUCUUCCGGGUGUCUGCCGCUCGCGUGCUGGGCGACACGCUGCGAUUCGGCCUUGCCAGCGGUCGCGGCCGGGGCCACUUUAGUGUGCAGCGCUCGGGCAGACAGACGGGCACCCUCCUCCUGGUGACGCCCAUCAAGGGGCCGGCCACGCUAGAAGCCGAGGUGGAGAUGAGCGAGCUGGAGCACAACACCCUGCUGGGCCGCUACCUCACCAAGGUCACCCUGUUCGUGUCUCCAUACGAGUUUUAGAAAGGAAGCGAUGACGGUUACCCGGGGUUUGUAGAAGGAGAUAAGCUGAACUCUGACUGUACUGAUGAGGACGUUUCAGGGCAGGAUGAAGAGUGGACGUGGAACCACUGAGUGUUUUUGACCUCUUUGUAGGUGACUAACUGUAAUUUUCUAGUUCUUUUCAAAAAUAUGAAUUUUGUAUAUAGAGCAUAACAUAGCCAGAUCCAAGAAGACCUAAUAGUUAGUAUUUAGGAUUUUGAAGUGGGCCUGCUCUGCCUUACAUCAUUUUCUUGACAUAUGUGUAAUAUGUUGUUUUUGAACACAACCAGAUAAGUUUCAGAUAAUGAGGUGAGCACAUGUAGAAGUAAACCUUGUGAGACAAAAGCUCAGGCUUCACAAAGUUGUUUUUUUUCUACUGUUGGAAUGAUGUUACCAAGUAGUAGAUAUUCCUAAUAUGGUCAUCUUAAGUCCCUCCCAUACACUUUUGUUUUUGGGAAGGACAGCCAAUCAGAGACAGUUGCCUUAAUAAGAAACAUGAACUGACAGGAAUAAAUUAAAGUUGUUGUUUGUUUGUUUUUAUAAAGACCUUGACUCUGUUGGGUCCCACCUAGCAUCACAUUCUUCAAUAUUUUAAAUUAUUUUGUAUUGAAAAACAAUCUUUAAAAAAAAAACAAAAAACAUUCUAACUAAUCUAAUGUUUGUUACAUGUUCGUUUUUAAGAGUCUGUUCUCUACCAAAGUCACUUCUGUAGAAAGCUAACACUAACUUGGACUUAGACUGCUAGGAUGCUACGCUACACUGGCACUACUUAGUGCACCAUUCUAAGUAUGGAUGUUAGAGUACAACCUGUACAUUCUCCUUAUUGGUUUAGUUCAUAUUAAAAGGUUUAAUACUGCUUUUUACACACAUGUUUAUACAAAACCUUCCUUCAGUCAUAUAGAGCUACUCUACGGAUGCCAUCAUUAAAAUAUGGAGCUGGAAAUGAGGAAAUUCAGUGACCCUGGACGCAAAACAAAAGUCAGCGAACUGGAGCACAAAUUCAGCCAAACCAGUUAAUUAAAGGUUGCGCAAAUUAUAUGUUUGAGAAAGUCCUUCCAUCACCUCUGAAAAACUACAGGUCAAAGUUCAUGUCACUUUCAAUUUUAAAACACAUGCAGGGAUGUGUCGCCCACAUUUGUUUUUUUAUGUUUACAACUGUGGUUAUUGUUUUCCAGUCCAUUCACUGGAACAAUAAAAACCAUAAACAACGCAUCCAUUCAACCAUCCAUCAUCUUACUUCCACUGAUUCAGGUCAUGAGCCUAACCCAGCUAGUUGAGCUAAAUGAACAUGAAAGGAAGCACAAAGGUUUCUGUAACAUGUUCAAACAACUGAAGCUGAUAUCAUCACUUAUUCAAAAGUUCUGUUUUCUCAAACUCUGUAAGAAAAAUGAGGCAUUUUGUGUUUUAAUAUUUUCUUGUGCUGAGGAUGUUGUGGAUCUCAUGAAAACAGUGACUCUGUUUCCUAACUUUAACCACAUGAUAGCAACCUUGACUUCAGCGAUGACAAACUAAACCUCAAGCUUCACUCGUGUGCAGGAAUCAAACUACUUCUGGGAACCAGCUGUGUGCAGGAGAUAAGAAACUUUUAUCCGCCAUUUGAACAAGUUAAAUGAAUUCCAGGAACAAGUUCAUUAUCUUGUUCUCAAAUCAAAUCAAAUCAAAUCACUUUUAUUGUCACAU
Molecule: messenger RNA, 3208 nt
Organism: Maylandia zebra (zebra mbuna)
Lineage: Eukaryota; Metazoa; Chordata; Actinopteri; Cichliformes; Cichlidae
Product: fibulin-7
Molecular function (GO): calcium ion binding
Source: RefSeq, a predicted model, not a curated record